This is a messenger RNA of Cylicocyclus nassatus, 1362 nucleotides long. The record is from the annotation of a GenBank genome assembly. NCBI's taxonomy places the organism in Eukaryota, Metazoa, Nematoda, Chromadorea, Rhabditida, Strongylidae.
AUGUGGACAGACACAAGAUUAUUUUCAUCAACUUUCGAUUGCAAUGUCGUACAAGUUUCUAGGGAGAUCCUGAAUGUGAUUUACAAGCAACGAAUCGGGUUUUCUGGAAUGCUUACCAUACCCCGCUCUAUAAGAAGACUUUCAUUACCUCUGGCACUAUGCAUCACAAUGAUUGUAGCUUUCCUUACCAUACUUUCGUCAACGAGUAACAGGUUGGUGAGAAUUUAUGUGGAAAGGAAUGUAGAUGCUCUAGAACCACUUAUAAUUGUAAUUACACCUACUUACAAGCGACCUACUCGAUUAGCGGAUAUGACAAGGUUUUCAAACACUCUUAGAUUAGUCCCUCAUGUUCACUGGAUUGUCAUAGAAGAUGGCAGUGAUACUGUACCUUUUGUGGAACAUAUAUUGCAAAGAUCAUAUCAUAAUUAUACUUAUUUCGCUGCAAAAACUCCGAAGGGCUACCCACGCAGAGGGUGGUAUCAAAGAACCAGCGCUUUGCAGUUAUUGAGAAACGACAGUGCAGCGAUAUUAGGCCCAUAUAAAGAGGGUGUUGUGUAUUUUGGAGACGACGACAACUCUUACGAUACGAGGUUAUUUACCGAAUAUAUCAGACACGUAAGACGACUGGGCAUGUGGGCCGUUGGUCUUGUUGGUGGAAGUGCAGUAGAAUCUCCUGAUGUGGUCAACGGAACAGUAGUUGGUUAUCGAGUCAGAUGGGGAGCAAAGCGGAAAUUUGCAGUUGAUAUGGCAGGAUUCGCCAUAAAUCUCGAUGUCGUACUUAACACGACUGCUGUAUUUGGUAAAACAUGUAGGAAAGGGCUUGGUGCACCCGAGCCUUGCUUGUUGGAAGACAUGGGGUUUACUCAGGAGGAUAUUGAGCCGUUUGGUUUUGAUCAAAGAGAGCCUCGAGAGUUGUAUGUGUGGCAUACUCAAACCAAACAAGGAUCUUAUCUUGCGAACGAGACUAUCCUAAACUCAUUCUAUUUCGAGAGUACAAAGACCUAGCCCAUAGCAACAUCACAGAGAGCAGAGCCAUAGUCUCAAUACGCUGUCCGGUCGAAGUCUGAUCCGAAAUACGCCGGGACAGAAAGUGGAAAAGAUAAAAUGUACUUUUCUCAAAGAUUCAAUGUGGACGUAGCUUGCACAAAGGUAGAUACAAUUUCGCUGUGACGUACUAAUUGUUGCCUUCAUUUAACGGGUUCCAACUAGUUUGUUGCUAGCUUAGGCCAUUAAGGCAUCCUUCUGUCAUAAUCUUUAAAUGCUUUAGUAUAUAGCACAUUUUGUUCUCUCAGCGUUUCAGUUCUCUGUAGCGUUCUUCCAGUUGUCAAAAUGCGUGAACCAAAACAUGUGACAUGCAUGCUG